Messenger RNA from Camelus dromedarius (Arabian camel), 1875 nucleotides. It is a transcript of the gene PMAIP1, whose product is annotated as phorbol-12-myristate-13-acetate-induced protein 1. Gene Ontology annotation, biological process: DNA damage response; apoptotic process; release of cytochrome c from mitochondria. The transcript has 2 exons. Gene Ontology annotation, cellular component: mitochondrion. Bases 192 to 356 code for a protein of 54 amino acids. The record is from RefSeq and is a predicted model, not a curated record. Lineage: Eukaryota; Metazoa; Chordata; Mammalia; Artiodactyla; Camelidae.
GCCGCGGCGGGAGCCCAUAUCUGCCAGGUUCUCGGACGCGCGCUGUGUUGGGUGUCCAGCUCCGUCUGAUCGCCUGCUCCGGUCAGUCCGCCCCGCGUCGCAGCCCGCGUCCUGCAGACCCUAGGUGCUCGAGUUGGGGGGACUGCGUUCCCCGGGUUCUGCAGCGGAUUUCCCGGCGGCUGCUUGCGGAGAUGCCUGGAAAGAGGGCUCGUAAGAGCGCGCAGCCGAGCCCUACGCGGGUCCCGGCAGAUCCUGAAGCUGAGUGCGCCAUUCAGCUUAGGAGAAUUGGAGACAAACUGAAUUUCCGGCAGAAACUUCUGAAUCUGAUAUCCAAACUCUUCCGCUCAGGAACAUGAUUUUAGAAGCCUUCGAAUGAGGAGACUCCUUUAAAGCCGAAGAUUUCCCAGUAGUAGGUGCAGAUUUCAUCGAUUAGAGGAGAGACUGCCUUGUAGUGGAGAAGAGUGUGAAGGAGCUCUCACUUGCUCUCGGAUAAAGAUGGAUUUCUGUUGGUUUCCCGGAAGUCAUUCUUUGGGAUGUGAGAACAUUAUCAAAUCACUUUGUUUAUUUCAAAGCAAGAAUGGAAUUGCUUUGAAAAUAAGGAAUUCAUUAUUUACAAAUUUUGGUUUUUUGCUUAGAGACUUGUUCCGCUAUUUUUGCGGAAGGUUGCUGCCCAGCCGAAUGUAAGAGGAGUUGACAAAGGCUUAGACUGUAGACAGGGCCAAGAAUAGAAUACGUUCAAUGUUUCUUUCUGCUUCUGGAAUGACCACUCCAUAACAAUGUAUAAUAUUUGGUUUAUAUAUGUUAUCUUGUUAAAAGUAAACAUUUGUUUUCUGAGAACACUGAAUGUCAUAGUGAAUGUUGAUUUCCUAGGUCACUACAAAAUAGAAAAUAAUUUGCUAUAAGAUAGAAAAUAAUUCUGUAGUUUCUUUACUCAAAAUGUAUUGUUUCUAUUCAGAUGAACUUUCACUAAAUGUGUUCCUAUAGACCUUAACUGGGAAGCUAUAUACUUUGAAAAAAAUUUGAUAGAAGUGUUACUUGGUGGCAGUAAAAUUCUCACAGGUUGAAUAUGAAAAGAUAGCAUGAGGGUUUUGCAUAACCAGGAAUAAUGACAAAAAAAAGUGAGGUUUUUUUUUUUUACUGCUGUAAUUAAAACUUAGUAAAACAACUAUUCUAAAGUAACUGUUGGUAAGAAAAUGAAUGUUUCUAAAGUUUUUAAAAUCUGUAAAAUGCCCUUUCUCAUACUAGUCAGAAUGCAUUGUAUAAGAGUAAUCUUUCAAGAGAAAUUAAGCAUGUUUUUCAUAAUUGGGGUUGUAUAUAUAUAUGUAUAUUUAAAGGAACAGAUUGCUCGCUCAUAAUGAAAAUCCCAUUUACAUACAUAUAUGUCUUUAGAGUAAUAUGUAGAUUCUGAGAAGGGUUUCAUGAAUUUGAUUUAUUAUUAUUAUUAUUAUUAUCAAAAGGCCAAGUUGUCAAUAAAGUCCCCAAAUAUACAGAAAAGAAAUAAUAAUGUCAGGAUUGAAUUUCAGCAGGGCUAAUCUUAUUUAUUUUACCUAUUUAUAAUUAAGAUAUUUUUUCGUUAGUUUGAAAAUGUGUAUUAGUUCCAUUUUGGGGUUUUUAACUACUUGAACUCUUACAGUAAGAAUGUUUUAACAUAGCCUAUAGUCACUUUAGAUGAAAAAUUACCUCAGCAUCUCUUUCUUCAGUAUUACUUAAAGCUAUUAGUUUAUUUAGUUGCAAAGAUUUCUUUUCUUUAGUCUGCCUAGAGGCAGAGAUUUUGCUAUGUGGAUAUUUAUGGUCUGUAACUGUAUUUAUACAUAUAUAUAUUACAUAUAAAAGUUGAUGCUGUAGCUCUAAACUAUUAAAAAUUACCACCAUUCA